Molecule: messenger RNA, 1002 nt
Organism: Aspergillus welwitschiae
Lineage: Eukaryota; Fungi; Ascomycota; Eurotiomycetes; Eurotiales; Aspergillaceae
Exons: 2
Coding region: 103-651 (182 amino acids)
Source: RefSeq, a predicted model, not a curated record
CUCCACUUGGUCUCCCCCACUCUGCUACAGAAACCACGGCUCCUGUACCAUCCGCUCUAUUUACUAGUAUAUGCGGAUGGGGCAACGGUCCAGAUAGCCGCCAUGUCAACUGAGCCCCUCUUACCGUCUUAUGCUUCUGCUACUCAGCAUGAUGCCAGUCCCCAUGUCAGACGCCAUUCUGCCCGUCGACGGACCUCCCUUAUCAUUCCAGCGGCUCCCGUCAUCCAAACCUUGAGUGGGCUCACAUUCAUGACAACGGCGAUCAUCUCCACCGUCUGGGCUUACCGAAGCUAUGCCCCUCCCCCAGAGCCGUCACCAGCUGAGCCGCCUUCGUUACUCCCGUAUUUCGCAUCGCUAUGCCUCACCAUCUCGCUCGGCUUCUGGGUUGGGUACUUACUUUUCAUACUGUAUGAUGGAGCCGGCGGGCCAAGAAUGCAACGCAAAGUCGUCAUCGGGGCAUCCACCGUAGGAAAGUUGGUUCUAGCGGGGGCUCAUAUAGGGGUUUGGCUGGGGUACAAAUAUCUUCUCACUGGCCCGAAGCAGCCAAGCUGGGCACUGAUGUUCAUGGCAACACAAGCAUGGUGGGAUGUUCUGCUGUUCGUUGUUUAUUCAUGUCUGAGAGCGCCAGUGGAACCACGAGUAAGAUGGUGAGGUGGGUGGCACUGUUGAAUCGGCUUGGCUGCUAUCGAGUUUGUUUCGUGGUUUCAGUACACAUACUUUCCUCCUUGAACGGCGAGUAUGUUAACGAUGUUCAGACGGUCGUAGAUUAAUGGUUCUUCCUUUCCCCAGACAGUGAGUGCCUAUGACAAGUUUCUUCGGCUGCAGGGACCUUGUAAAAGACACGAUGAGCUUUCCAUGGUAGCUUAUCUUAUUUGAGCCAUUUUGAAAUUUAAUUGCUUCCCGAAAUUGCCCAUGACUGCAUCCUCUCUGUCUCUACUAUUCUCUUUCUCGCCAAGUAGAUAACCAACCGCAUAGCCAUGCCCGUUUGGGUUAAGGGCGCGG